AUGCUGGCCUUGUUGUUGCUGCUAUUGAUGUCCUUGUUGUUGUCUCGUUGCUGGUUUGCAAAGAAAGACGAAUGUUUGUUGAAACAUAGAAAACUUGGGUCCAGGUUCACCUGUGCUUGGGGCCUUGUUUCCUGGGAACUCCGCUCGAGGGAAGGCAAAAGACGGCGUUGUCCUGUGUGUGGUUUUUGCCUCCCGAGUCAUUUGGAGAUGAUUACCCAGAUACCGUCGCAAUGCAUCGAUGCGGGUAUGCCACGUCGUGCUCAUGCGGUGCUCUUCAGACAUCCUUUUAGCGGCCAGGUGUCGUGUCGCUCCUUCCCGUAA
Molecule: messenger RNA, 321 nt
Organism: Trypanosoma theileri
Lineage: Eukaryota; Euglenozoa; Kinetoplastea; Trypanosomatida; Trypanosomatidae
Exons: 1
Coding region: 1-321 (106 amino acids)
Source: RefSeq, a predicted model, not a curated record